This is a messenger RNA of Branchiostoma floridae (Florida lancelet), 2348 nucleotides long. Its product is annotated as protein limb expression 1 homolog. Lineage: Eukaryota; Metazoa; Chordata; Leptocardii; Amphioxiformes; Branchiostomatidae. The transcript has 6 exons. The coding region runs from base 176 to 1144 and encodes 322 amino acids. The record is from RefSeq and is a predicted model, not a curated record. Gene Ontology annotation, cellular component: cytoplasm. Gene Ontology annotation, biological process: autophagosome maturation.
CAGUCGGGUUUGUCAACUUUUCUGCAUUAUCGGGUUACAUGUUUGGUCUGGGGAUUCGGGGCCGGAAGAAGUCGGCGACUUUUCUUCUUCAAAAUCACCAAAUUCUGGUGAUUUGAAGACAGUUCGUCGUUCAGAAUAUUUAGAGGAGGUUCUAAGGGAGUUGUAGAAGUCGUGUAUGGCGUAUCAAGGCAAGGGGAUGCCUGGCCACGUCCACAACUACCGUCCCGUGCAAGGAGCGAGUAUCGGGCAGCCCUCCACUCAAGUGCCGAGGACUGUGCCGGGUCCGCCGCCUAGAACAGUCCCGGGACAACAGCCGCGAUCUCACCCCACACAAGCAGAUGUCCGAACGAAAUCUGUACUGAAAGAAGCCGUCGAUGCGGUGGUAAACAGCUUUGCAAAACACACGCACGGCUAUGGAAGAGUGAAUGUGGUGGAAGCUCUGCAGGAGUUCUGGCAGAUGAAGUCCUCACGAGGAGCAGACUUUAAGAACGGCGCACUUGUUGUUUACGAGUCCCAACCUUCGGCCAGUCCACCGUACGUCUGCUAUGUUACACUACCGGGAGGCAGCUGCUUCGGAAGUUUUCAGAAAUGUCCCACCAAAGCUGAAGCCAGGAGAAGUGCAGCCAAGAUUGCCCUGAUGAACUCUGUCUUCAACGAGCACCCGUCCCGCAAAAUCACAGACGAGUUUGUGGAGAAGGCUAUUGGUGAUGCCACAAAGUCUUUUAAGGGUGCUGCUGGUGAGAUAGACAACCCCAACACUGGUAUUGGUGCCUUCAGGUUCAUGUUAGAGUCCAACAAGACCAAGAGUAUGUUGGAGUUCCAGGAGUUAAUGACAGUAUUCCAACUGCUGCACUGGAAUGGCAGUCUGAGGGCCAUGAGAGAGAGAUCGUGUACACGUCAGGAGGUGCUUGCGCACUACUCCAACCGUACCCUGGAUGACGACAUGAGGAGUCAGAUGGCGCUGGACUGGAUUUCCCGCGAGCAGGAGACCCCCAGCGUCAUCUCGCGGGAGCUCGCCAUGGCAGAGCAGGAACUGGAAAGUUGCCGUGCGGCGGGGAGGGAACUCCGCUUUCCGAAGGAGAAGAAAGACAUCCUGAUGCUGGCCUGUAGUCAGCUGGAACCUAUGACUGCUUCUAUGUGUUAGGAUUAUGCAAAUACAUUCACUCUUUUAUACUUCUCUAGAGUAUUUUUUCCACAAGUAAACAUAUCUAAAACGUAAAAGAUGAGAACAGGACAAAAUGAUAUAUUGUAGUUCAUUUCUGUUUCUCUUUUUUAUGCCUCUUUCUCUUUCUUAAUGUUCCAGAUUUAGAUGCUUUGAAACUAGUCUCUACCAUGUUCCAGCAAUCUAAAUCCACUUCUUUUUUUAUUUGUGUCCUGAUAUUUCCUCUUAGCACUUGCAGAAACAUAUACUUUGCCUUUGUUAUGGUUGAGUGGUGAUUGGCCAGAAACCAUGAGUAACCAUGAAAAUGUACAUUUUGUGCUGCCUUUGUAACUUUCUUGAUCACCCUGUUUCCUGAUGUAAAUAUCACUUCUCAGAUAUGUAUUCUUUGAUGACAUUUAAGAGCACUUGUAUAAAGUAUAUAACAUUAGACCAUAGAUUGAUUUUAUGGAUUAUGGCUUUGUAACAUGUUUCAGCAGAUAAUGCUUCAAAAUAGGAACUAGAAAGUACGGAUUGCACAUAUCAAUGCCAAUAACAGUAAAAAUUUGUAAUGAAGAUAUUUUGGCUUCCUAGUUAAAAUGAUACAUGUAGGUGCGUGAAUGAAAGCUACAAUGUAACUUGUAUUUUGUUUCGUGAGCCAAUUACGCUUGGUGCACUAUUUGAAAGAAAAGAAUUUGUAAGCUUCUCUAAUGCACAGAAAUAUAGGAAUAUAGUAGUUCGCUGAAAUCACCGAAUGCAAGACAUAGAGAAAUUGAGAAAUUUAGAAUAUGUCAAACUAGUGUAUUCGGGUAGUUUUAUAGAAACAGUGUUACAUAGUACUUGGGCUUGUUUGCCUUGCCAUGCAAGCUUAUAUCUUGGUGCCUUUAUACCCUUUGGAAUCAAAGAAUCCUAGAGAGAAUACAGAAAGCUUUAAAGAGAGCAAUAGGGCAUUGUAUGUGUAUUAAGAAGAGUGGCAAAAGAUAAAGAAAUAUGCUGUCUGUUGCUUUUAAUUUUUGGUACUAUUUAAUAGAAGUAAACAUUUGGAGUGGACUAGGGUACAUUUCGAGCAUUCCGUAUGGCACGGAACGAUAUAAUGAUGAUGAUAUUCCGUAUACAUGAGCAAAUUUGUAGAUCUCAUAUUUUGACUGUGAAGGUGACAAACCUUUCCUUCUGUGUUGAUGUAAAUAAAAGCGGCUUAGUAGCAAUGACA